AUGGAAGUUAGCAAAAAAGACGAAACGACAUUGCAAUCACCAGCCAUAAACACAGGCUUAACGAACGAUGCUUCUAGAGACUUGGAGAAAUCUACCGCAGAGCGGGGUGCAAUUGAAUCAACAAACGAACGAACCAAGCCCAAAGGAUUUUUGCCAUUUUUAGCAUUAGUGUCAAUUCCAGACAAUGCAAAGAAUGCGGAUCGUCGAUUGAAGCUUGGCCUCACUUCGAUUAUUUCUUUGGCGGCCAUGGCAGCUCCACUAGGAAGUACAAUUUUGAUGCCUGUUUUGAAAGACAUUGCUAAAGACUUGGACUCAACUCCUACAGUUGUCAAUUUGUCGGUUGCUUUCUACUCCCUCGCGGUAGCCUUCACACCUCUAUGGUGGUCCUAUCUCUCUGAGCAAUAUGGUCGCCGAGCCAUUUAUUUGAUCUCCUUUUUUCUGUUAGCAAUCUUCAACAUUUUGGCUGCUGUCAGUGUUGAUAUUGGCAUGUUCAUCGCCACUCGUGUCUUGGCUGGUGGAGCCUGCGCCAGCGUUCAAGCUGUUGGAGCAGGUUCUAUUGCGGAUCUCUGGGAUGUUAAAGAGAGAGGAAAGGCUAUGGGAAUUUUCUUCCUUGGGCCAAUGCUUGGUCCCCUUAUAUCGCCAAUAAUUGGAGGUGCUGUCGCUAUCAAAUGGAACUGGCGCAGCACUCAAUGGGUCAUGGUUAUCUACGGCUUUUUGGUCUUCCUUUUGGUCCUUUUCUUUCUCCCAGAGACAUCAAAUAUGGAAAGUCGUCAACAGAAAACCACUACCACGGAGAAUGAGAAGCAGCAAGGCAAAUCUGCGACGCGGUGGAUAUUCACAGUCAUAAAUGUGAUUAUUGCUCCAGUUAAAGUGUCUCGCUUGUUACGUUUUAUGCCAAUCCUGAUCACCGUUUUCUAUACCGGCAUAACCUUUGCGAGCUACUAUCUUGUUAAUAUCACCCUACAGACGGUUUUCUCAUCUUCGCCGUACUCUUAUUCUCCAUUGAUUGUUGGUUUGCUCUAUACGCCGAGCGCUUUGGGUGCAAUUAUUGGCUCAGUCUUGGGCGGGAGGUGGACGGAUUAUAUUAUGAAUCGAGAAGCGACAAAAGUCGGUCGAUAUGAUGAAAAUGGGAAUAUCCAGUUUCUUCCCGAAGACCGCCUGCGAGAGAAUGCUUGGAUUGCAGCGUUUAUAUACCCCGCGGCCUUGGUAUGGUUUGGAUGGACGGCCGACAAGCAUAUCUUUUGGUUUGUACCGUGUCUCGCCACGUUUUUCUACAGUUUCGGGAUGAUGCUAGUCUCCAACGUUAUGACCACAAUGCUCACAGAGUUUGUGCCCAAACGCUCGAGUACGGGAGUAGCAGUCAAUAAUCUCUUGCGCAAUUCAUUAGCUUGUAUUGCGCUCGUGGUUGCUGAUCCGCUGGCUAAUGCUAUUGGCACCGGGUGGUUGCUAACGAUGGCUGCGUUCAUUUGCUGGCUUAGUGGUCUUGUACUCAUUCCGAUGAGGUUCUAUGCAGACAGAUGGAGCAAAGAUAUGGCCGAGAAGCUUCCAGCGCUUUCGUUAUAG
Messenger RNA from Talaromyces rugulosus, 1563 nucleotides. RefSeq lists its product as uncharacterized. Lineage: Eukaryota; Fungi; Ascomycota; Eurotiomycetes; Eurotiales; Trichocomaceae. The coding region runs from base 1 to 1563 and encodes 520 amino acids. Gene Ontology annotation, biological process: intracellular polyamine homeostasis; transmembrane transport. The transcript is spliced from 3 exons. The record is from RefSeq and is a predicted model, not a curated record. Gene Ontology annotation, molecular function: polyamine transmembrane transporter activity.